AUGGAAAAGCGUACCCGGCGUCUCGGCCACAAGAAGUCGAGGAACGGGUGCCAGCGGUGCAAAGACCGCCGUGUCAAGUGCGACGAGGGACGGCCUUGUCAAAAGUGCCUGGGCCACGGCGCCCACUGCAGCCUCCUCGAUCAUCCCUCACCACCAGUGACGGUGCCAGCCACUCCACUUGCACCCUCGAAGCCUCCGGAAUCUACCCCUGUUCGCCCGGCGUAUGGCGUUCAGGGGGCAGCGAGUGAAGCGAGCAUCACUCCGACAGCAGUGAACAGCACGUCAUCCCCGUACCAUCCAGAGUCGGCGCCCGAUCCGCCCAGCCCAUUGGCUGUUGCGGAUCCCUGGGACCUUUCGGAAGAUUGGAUGCUGAGCCUACGCCUGAUGCACCACUAUAGCACCAACACCCGGCACAUCCUAUCCCAAGAUGCAAGUACGGACGAGCUGUGGAAGACCACCAUCCCUGAGAUGGCUUGCUCGCAUAAAUUCCUCAUGCACGGCCUGCUGGCCCUCGCAGCCCUGCACUACGCCCACGGUCAUCCCCAGGAGCGGAAGAAAUGGGACAUCAUCUCGGUGUACCACCAGAACAUGGCGCUGCGCUUCUUCGCCCUCCGCCUCACCGACAUCAAGAAGGACAACUGCGAGGCCUACUUCCUCCUGGCCACCCUCAUCUUCAUCGUCAGCAUCUGCUCCGUCGCCCACAGCGACAGCCUGGGCCGGACCGCCUCGCUCGACGACAUCGCGCAGUCCUUCAUGCUCCUCCACGGCGUCAAGGGCAUCCUCGACUUCCAGCCCAUCGAGGUCUGGCGGAAGCGCGGCGGGCCCUUGGAGCAGCUGCUGCGCCCCCCAGUGCUGCCGCCGAGCCGGAGCUGGUCGUCGUCGCCGUUCCAGCGCCGCCUCGACGCCGUCACCGCCCUGGCGCGGGAGGUCCCCGCGUCCUUCGAAGCCGUCAUCAACCCGCAGUCCGUCUGCGUGCUGGCGCUCGAGUCCCUGCGGCGGACCCACCUCACGUGCAAGAGCGAGCUGGGCAGGGUGAACGGCACGUGGAAGUGGUCGUCGUCGCUGCCGGCGCUGUUCGUCGAGAUGAUCGGCAACCGCCACCCGACGGCGCUCGUCAUCCUCGCGCACUUCGCCGCGUUGGCGUGGCCCUAUGCGAAGGUGGACUGGGUGUCGGACGGGUGGAGCGUCGCCGUGGUGAGCCUCGUGGACGGGGCCCUGGACGACAACUGGCGGUCCUGGAUAGAGUGGCCGAAGCGGAGCGUGACGGAGAGGAUCGAGGUUGACGAUAUGGAGAUUUAA
This is a messenger RNA of Colletotrichum navitas, 1299 nucleotides long. RefSeq names its product fungal Zn binuclear cluster domain-containing protein. The transcript is spliced from 4 exons. Gene Ontology annotation, molecular function: DNA-binding transcription activator activity, RNA polymerase II-specific; zinc ion binding. Lineage: Eukaryota; Fungi; Ascomycota; Sordariomycetes; Glomerellales; Glomerellaceae. The coding region runs from base 1 to 1299 and encodes 432 amino acids. Gene Ontology annotation, biological process: regulation of transcription by RNA polymerase II. The record is from RefSeq and is a predicted model, not a curated record.